Sphaerulina musiva SO2202 is the source of this 724-nucleotide messenger RNA. RefSeq lists its product as uncharacterized. Bases 29 to 586 code for a protein of 185 amino acids. Gene Ontology annotation, molecular function: fatty acyl-CoA hydrolase activity. The transcript has a single exon. The record is from RefSeq and is a predicted model, not a curated record. Lineage: Eukaryota; Fungi; Ascomycota; Dothideomycetes; Mycosphaerellales; Mycosphaerellaceae.
CAGCACAGAGACAUCAACCGCAUCAGCCAUGAUACCGCCAGGAGAGUCCUUCCUGGAAAAGUACCGAGCUGUGAUCACAAAGCCAGACUUCGAGAAGGCUAGUCCCGAAGACAGAAUCAAGUCGAUGCUCGCGAUCAAAGCGCCUCACGAUCAACGUCUCUUCAGCCAAUUUGGAGAAGAAGAUGUCAAACUCAUCUCAUUCACCAAGCUCAGCGAUUCCACCUGCUCAGCAGUCUUCAAGUUCAAAGUCGAAAAAUUCUACUGCAAUCUCUCUGGCAAUCUUCACGGCGGAGCGCAAGCAUUAUUCUACGACAUGUUGACCAGUUUUGCAAUGCAAGGCAUUGGUGCGAGCGGCUUCUGGAUCAACGGGGGAGUCAGCAGGACUCUUGAUGUCACUUAUUUGCGACCGGCUCCAGAGGGCACCGAAGUGCUUUGUGAAGUGGAAGUCAUGUCGACUGGGAAGACACUCUCUUUUCACAGAGGUAUCAUGAGGAGGGCGGAUACCGGCGCCAUCAUCAGUGUGGGUAAACACGAUAAGGCGGCUGUUAUGAUCAAGCCUGGGUACGACAAGCCCUCGAAACUCUAGGAGCGCUUCUGAGCAGACUGUGUGCAAGGAUAUAUUUCCCGCGGACCUUUUAAUCUUGCUGGAACGAACCGGUUCAAGCCAUUUAUAUGGGAUUGUGGGCGUACCGAUUGCAAGCGCAGAGAAUUGCUUGCAUCUGUG